Pestalotiopsis fici W106-1 is the source of this 291-nucleotide messenger RNA. RefSeq lists its product as uncharacterized. The record is from RefSeq and is a predicted model, not a curated record. NCBI's taxonomy places the organism in Eukaryota, Fungi, Ascomycota, Sordariomycetes, Amphisphaeriales, Sporocadaceae. The transcript has a single exon. Bases 1 to 291 code for a protein of 96 amino acids.
AUGACAAAUUGGGGGCCCGUCGGACUUGAUAGAGGAAAUAUAACCAGACUGGCAGCUUCGGAUUACAAUGGAUGGGAGGGUCCACUACCCUCAACCUCUCCUUUCUCUGGAUUCGCAGCACAAAAUCUUUAUGGUAGAGAUGAUGUCAGCAGCACCACUACUGACAGUAAUCUGUUUCCUUAUUGCCCUCAGUCACUCGAGUUUACAUUGCCUGCAUUCUCGUUCCCCGGAGAUAUGGAGCUUGGUGAUAGUGGGACAAUAGUUCCGACAGGAAGCAACAAUUUGUUUUAA